AUGUAUCGUUCUUAUCCAAAUGUUUCACCUGUUGCAAAUAAAUAUCUUGGACAUAAACUCUUACUUAAAGCACAAGCAGAUCAUGAAAAUCAUAUAAAAAAUGCACGUAGUGUAUUGAAUCUAUCAAAAUCUACGCCUCGAUUUCAUUUAUCAUCAAAUUUUAGACAUAAACAUGUAAAAGAACAUGAAUUAUCAAUGAUUAAACAAGAAAAUGAACGUCUUCGUAGAAGAAUGAUAAAAGCUGAGUCACUUGUUGAUACUCACAAUAAUUAUGUUCUUCAUAGUUUAAAUAUUAUACAACGACAACGUGAAAAAAUUCAACAUGAAAAUGAAUUUCAUCGACUUCAAAAACAAAUAAGUCAAGUUCGACCAAGUUAUCCCGUACGACGAUUUCAACAAGAUUAUGCAAAAAAACAAGAUGUUAAAAAACGAUUGAGUAGAUUUCCAUCGAAUGAUAAAUAA
Molecule: messenger RNA, 462 nt
Organism: Rotaria sordida
Lineage: Eukaryota; Metazoa; Rotifera; Eurotatoria; Philodinida; Philodinidae
Source: the annotation of a GenBank genome assembly